CCGGGCUGCCAGGCAUUCCGGAUGGAGUUGAGGCUGGAGCUUUCCUUGGAAAGCUGGAGGCGAGUCCAGAAAGUUUUGUCCGUGCUGGGUCUGGGAAAAAGUUCAUCGGAAAAGCCAAGCCCGUGCCAGGGAGCCUCGCCAGUGGGAACCCCCAGUGUUGCCUCCAGAUUCUGCAGGGAGGUUUGCUGGGGCCCCAGCCAGCCAGCAGAAUGGCAGCCACAAUGGAUCUGAAAUCGAAAGAGGAGAAGGAUGCUGAGUUAAACAAGAGGAUCGAGGCCCUCCGGCGAAAGAAUGAGGCCCUCAUCCGGCGCUACCAGGAGAUCGAGGAGGACCGUAAAAAAGCUGAACUUGAGGGAGUAGCAGUGACAGCUCCCCGCAAGGGCCGCUCGGUGGAGAAGGAGAACCUGGUGGUGGAGGUGGUGAACCCAGCCCUGGAGUGGGGGCUCCUGAGGAUCGGAGGGGGAGAGGAUUGCGAGCCAGGACCUGGGGGCCCCCCCUUGCUGUGCCGGGCCUGCAGGUGGCCUCGGUCCAGGCAGCUGCCCUCUCGGGGGCCGGGCUGUCCCAGUCUCCCUGACGCGGUGACAGUAUUUGUCCCCUCCUUCCUCUUCCAGGAAAAGAGCCUGGGUCCUGCCCGGAGGACUCCUGGAACCUCUCGGCCCCCAGGGGCCAGCAAGUGGGGCCGGACCCCCCCACAGCGGGGCGGCCAGGCAGGCCCGGGCCGGGUCCCCCGCAGCUGGGAGGACAGCCCUGGGGAGCAGCCUCGAGGAGGAGCCGGGGCCCGGGGCCGGAGGGGCCGGGGCAGGGGGGGCUCUAAUCUCUCCGGAGCGGGAGAUGCUUCGACUACCGACCGCAAAUCCAAGGAGUGGGAGGAACGGCGCAGGCAGAACAUUGAAAAGAUGAACGAGGAGAUGGAGAAGAUCGCGGAGUAUGAGCGGAACCAGAGGGAGGGGUUGCUGGAGCCGAACCCAGUGCGGAACUUCCUGGACGACCCCCGGCGACGUGGCGGGCCCCUGGAGGAGCCAGAGCGGGACCGCCGGGAGGGCAGCCGCCGGCACGGGCGCAACUGGGGGGGCCCCGACUUUGAGCGGGUGCGCUGUGGCCUGGAGCACGAGCGGCAGGGCCGCCGGGCAGCCCUGGGAGGUGCCGGGGACAUGACGCUCUCCAUGACGGGCCGGGAGCGGUCAGAGUACCUACGCUGGAAGCAAGAGAGGGAGAAGAUCGACCAAGAGCGGCUGCAGAGACACCGGAAACCCACUGGCCAGUGGCGGCGGGAGUGGGAUGCUGAGAAGACCGAUGGGAUGUUCAAGGAUGGCCCCACCACUGCCCUUGAACCAUCCCAUCGCUACGAUGACCAGGCCUGGGCCCGGCCCCCCAAACCCCCCACUUUCGGGGAGUUCCUGUCCAAGCACAAAGCUGAAGUCAGCAGCCGCAGGAGGAGAAAGAGUAGCCAGCCCCAGGCCAAGGCAGCCCCCCGUGCCUACAGUGACCACGAUGACCGUUGGGAGACGAAGGAGGCAGUGGUCGUGGCCCCAGAACCCUCCCAGCCGUCUCCCCCCAAGGAGGAGCACACACAGCCGCCUGCAGCCCCUGCUCCUGCCCACCGGCCUCCUGAGGACGAGGGGGAGGAGGAUGACGGGGAGGAGGAUGAGGGGGAGGAGGACGAGGGGGAUGAGGAGUGGGAGGACAUGAGCGAUGAUGAGGAAGAUGAGAUGGAGGAGGAAGAGGAGGGUGAUGAGGAGGAGGAACCUGCCAAAGACCAGCAACCCCCAGAGGCCGACCCCACCAGGAAGCCCCCCAGUGAGCAGGCCAGCGGGGUGCCUUCCAGGCCUGAGGAGCCCCAGGCCCCGGCCUUGCCUUCCAGCCCCUUCUCGCCACCUGGGGGCCACCAGCCCGUGUCCGACUGGGGUGAAGAGAUGGAGCUGAAUUCUCCCCGGACCGCCCACCCGGCCGGCGUCCUCUCUCCGGGAGGUGACCAGCUGGCCCCUGCCUCUCUGGAGAGUGGGCCCAGCCUCCCAGGAAGGCGGACAGAAGAGGAGGAGGGGUCUGAGGCCGCUGCAGAGGCGGGACCCGAGGACCAGGAGACGGCGGAGAUCACUGGCUUCCAGAGGGUGCGUUUCUGCAAAGUGGUGGCAGCCGCCCCGGCCCCGGGGGCCACCGGCUGAUCGCGCCUGUAGGACCCCGGCCUCGGCGCUCCGCACUAACCUCCCGCCGCCUCGCUCCUCUGUCCUCUGCUUCUGCCACACUCCAGCCAGGAAAGGGUUAAAUGUAAGGGGGGAGGAGCUAGGGACGGCGAACGGGGUGGGGCCAUGGCGAGUGGCUAAAUUUGGUGAGGGUUGGAUCCAGUCCCACCGACGGGGGAAACUUUGGCGCCAGGGUGGACUGAGACGGCCCCGAGCCACCCACCUGUGGGGGCCGUGGCGGGGUGGGGGUGCUGAGUGCCAGUCCUUGGGCCGAAUUUCCCGCCUCCAGGGGCUUACAGCUGGGGCAUGGCACAUCGCCGGUGUCUAUUCCGAGGGACUCGAACUAUUCGUCCUCUGGCCCGUCUCUAUUAAACGCAGUGCUUCCGCUAACCUUUGAACUGUGUUUGUGGCG
Messenger RNA from Choloepus didactylus (southern two-toed sloth), 2592 nucleotides. It is a transcript of the gene CCDC9, whose product is annotated as coiled-coil domain containing 9. The coding region runs from base 210 to 2162 and encodes 650 amino acids. The record is from RefSeq and is a predicted model, not a curated record. The transcript has 13 exons. NCBI's taxonomy places the organism in Eukaryota, Metazoa, Chordata, Mammalia, Pilosa, Megalonychidae.